CAUUUUUCAUUAUUUACAUUUGAUUCUCAUCCGUGAAACGGCUCAGACAUUUGUUUAAAUUUAUUAAAUUGUAAAAAUGAAUUGUCCAAUUACUAUUUUGACCAUAUCUACAUUACUGACUGCUUGUAAUGGAGCUCGGCCGAGUAACUAUGAAAUUAGCAGAAACCAAAUAGGCACAGCUAAAAACGGAGUUGGCUACGGUCAAUAUGGGCAGUACCCUGGACAAUAUCCAACUGGACCGGGGCAAUAUCCGGGUAACCAGUAUCCAGGGCAAUUUCCGGGUAACCAGUAUCCAGGUCAAUAUCCUGGUAACCAAUACCCAGGUCAAUAUCCCGGUAACUACUACCCGGGUCAAGAUGGCCCGCCAGGUGCCCAUCCGGGGUGCCCGUUAUGUGACUCGUCAGUCUACAGUUACUGCUCUCAUAAACAAACCCAUGACUCUUGCUGUUGCGAAAAUCAAGCAUAUCUACCAUUCUCCUGCCGUAAAACGAACUGCAAUUUCCUCCACGCCAACUCUUGUCAAGAAUACCACCUGAUCACCAACUGCUGCUGUGUCGAUCUUCAGAAAAGCGCUGCGGCACCCGUUGUUCCUGUGGCUGCCGUACCAGUAGUAGUUUAAGAAGAAUUAUAUAUCAAAGCAAUUUGACUGAAUAUUGGGCUGAUCUCAUAAACAAUCUAACAUGGCAUUUUGAUUCAAUAUUUACAAUAAAUUAUUAAUAUACCUACCUACAAAAAUAAAGUUGUAUGUAAAAAAAUGGAUUAGAUAUAUGAUUAACCACACUUAACUUAAUCAAAUAGACAUUAAUGUUUCCUGACCUUGUAGAAACAAGAUAGAUAUAAGUAUAGAAUCGUUAAUUUAACAUAAGCUUUGAAAUAAAUUAACAGAAAUGAAAAGUUAUUUAUUUACUGAGUCUGUGUCUUCUUGCAUCUUUUCAACUGAUUACUCAUAUGAUUUAAAUAUAGAUAUUUCAUAAAAGAAUUGUUUAUGAACAUUGUAUGGAAUUGAAAGUGUUGGAAGUACAGAAAUAAAACAAAUAUUUACCUCA
Molecule: messenger RNA, 1046 nt
Organism: Pieris napi
Lineage: Eukaryota; Metazoa; Arthropoda; Insecta; Lepidoptera; Pieridae
Product: calcium-binding protein P-like
Exons: 4
Coding region: 77-619 (180 amino acids)
Source: RefSeq, a predicted model, not a curated record